AUGCCGGCCAUGCGCGCACUCCUGACCACCUCCACGCUGCUUCCAUACGUUCUCGCGCGGUCGUGCUGGCGAGACACCAUUUGCACCGGACCACUCGACACCGCCUUUCCAGGGCCGUGGGAAGCCAAUAUCUACUCGCCAUCCUCUCGCAGUGUCUCCCCAGCCAAUAUCUUGUCAUUGGACAUCGCGGAGGUCAUCUCGUCUUACCCAGGUGCUUCUACUCUCAGUGGCAAUGCGAGCGCUUUGGUCUUUGACUUCGGUAUAGAAGUCGGUGGCAUCGUCCACAUCGACUACUCCACCAGUGGCGGUUCGGGUGCCCUUGGCCUAGCUUUCACGGAAGCGAAGAACUGGGUCAGUCUUGCUAGUGACUCUUCAAACGGCGCAUUCGGAUCUUCAGAUGCCUCUCUUCGCGGCAAUUUUGACCAGUCUUGCGAUGAUGGAGCCAUCUACAGCUACUUCUCCUCCGCCGGCAACCACAGCUACGAAAUGGACCUGCCGCACCUGCGUGGGGGCUUCAGAUACCUCACGCUCUUCCUGCUCACGAACAGCACGGAUACGACUCUCGCCCUUGGCGAUGUGACCUGCGAAAUCGGCUUCCAGCCGACGUGGCCCAAUCUCCGCGCCUACCAGGGCUACUUCCACUCCAACGAUGAAGAGCUCAACAGAAUCUGGUACAGCGGCGCCUAUACACUGCAGACCAAUGCUGUACCAACCAAUACUGGGCGAUGGAUCCCGGCGCUGACAUCUGGCUGGGCGAACAACGGCACGCUAUCUAAUGGCUCGACGGUCAUUGUGGACGGUGCGAAGCGUGACCGGGCGGUUUGGCCUGGUGACAUGGGCAUUGCCGUGCCAUCUACGUUCGUGUCUAUCGGUGAUCUGGAGAGCGUGCAGAAUGCUCUGCAGACGAUUUACGCUCAUCAGAAUAGUGAUGGAAGCUUUCCCGAGGCCGGGCCACCGCUGUUGCAACAGGGCAGCGAUACGUACCAUAUGUGGACGAUGAUAGGGACGUACAACUACGUGCUAUACACGAACGACACCGCCUUUUUGGAUCAGCAUUGGGCACAAUACCAAUUUGCCAUGGAGUACGUCUACGACAAAGUGCUACAACCUCUGGGUCUCUUGAACGUGACUGGCACGCGAGACUGGGCUCGCAACCAGCAGGGCGGCAACAACACAGAGGCCAACAUGAUUCUGUACCGCACGCUCACCACCGGCUCUUCCCUCGCAGAGUGGGCGGGCAACAGCACGCUGGCCUCGACGUAUACCGCACGCGCAGCGACCCUCGCGUCCAACAUCGUAGCGAGCACAUACGACACGAGCUACGGCGCGUUCAAGGACAACGACACAGCCACGUCAUUGCACCCGCAGGACGCGAACAGCAUGUCUCUGCUCUUCGGCGUCGUCUCCAAUACAUCCGCCAUGGCACAGAGCGUCUCCGAGCGCCUCACAGACAACUGGACGCCGAUCGGCGCGGAGACACCAGAGCUACCAAACAACAUCAGCCCUUUCAUCUCCGGGUUUGAGAUACAGGGACAUCUUGCGAUUGGGAAUACUGCGCGAGCUCUGGAGCUCAUCAGACGCUCGUGGGGCUGGUACCUGAGAAAUGCCAUUGGAACGGAGUCGACUGUGAUCGAAGGCUAUCUGACGAACGGGAGCUUUGCGUACAGAAAUUAUAGGGGUUACUACUACGAUGCCUCGUACGUAAGCCACUCGCAUGGCUGGUCCAGCGGCCCGACGUCGGCGCUUACUAAUUACGUCCUUGGUCUUGAGAUCACGGGGCGCGCUGGCAGUGCGUGGAAGUUCGCACCGCAGUUCGGAGACUUGACGAGCGUGGAAGGCGGCUUCACAACGACCCUUGGCAAGUUCUCGGCGGCGUGGAAUGUGACGGACGGAGGGCGGUCGUACACGGCGAGCUGGACUGUGCCGAGUGGUACAAAAGGCACGGUGAGUUUGCCGGCACUGCCCAGUGGCGGGAGUGGAAGUGUGGUGUGGGACGGUCGGCAUCGUGGGUACGUCGGUAAGGGUGGUAUGAAAGUGUCGUGCGGUGGCGGGAAGCAUAGCGUUCAUGUUCGGCACGUGUAG
Molecule: messenger RNA, 2082 nt
Organism: Anthostomella pinea
Lineage: Eukaryota; Fungi; Ascomycota; Sordariomycetes; Xylariales; Xylariaceae
Source: the annotation of a GenBank genome assembly